This is a messenger RNA of Pogoniulus pusillus (Red-fronted tinkerbird), 7897 nucleotides long. RefSeq names its product astrotactin 1 (gene ASTN1). Bases 1 to 3906 code for a protein of 1301 amino acids. Lineage: Eukaryota; Metazoa; Chordata; Aves; Piciformes; Lybiidae. The record is from RefSeq and is a predicted model, not a curated record. Gene Ontology annotation, molecular function: protein binding. Gene Ontology annotation, cellular component: membrane; endosome. Gene Ontology annotation, biological process: neuron migration; neuron cell-cell adhesion. The transcript has 23 exons.
AUGGCUUUGGCCGGGCUCUGUGCCCUCCUCGCAGGCUGCUGCAUGGCGGCGGCGGGCAGCGGCCCCGCCGAGGCUGCUGCUGCGGCGGCGGCGGCGGCGGCGGACGCGGCGGCCAAGGAGCUGGAGUGUAAGCUGAAGAGCAUCACGGUGUCGGCGCUGCCCUUCCUGCGGGAGAACGACCUCAGCAUCAUGCACGGCCCCUCGGCCGCCGAGCCCAAGCUCCUCUUCUCUGUCCGCAACGAUUUCCCCGGCGAGAUGGUGGUGGUGGACGAUCUGGAGAAUACGGAGCUGCCUUACUUCGUGCUGGAGAUCUCAGGCAACACGGAUGACAUCCCACUGGUGCGCUGGCGGCAGCAGUGGCUGGAGAACGGCACCUUGCUCUUCCACAUCCACCACCAGGAUGGGGCACCCAACCUGCCCGGCUUUGACCCCACGGACGAGCCCCAGACCGAGUCGGCAGAGGAGGAGCUGAGGAUCCUCCACAUCUCUGUCAUGGGAGGGAUGAUCGCCCUGCUGCUCUCCAUCCUCUGCCUGGUGAUGAUCCUCUACACCCGCCGCAGGUGGUGCAAGCGGCGCCGGGUGCCGCAGCCCCAGAAGAGCGCCAGCGCCGAGGCAGCCAACGAGAUCCACUACAUCCCCUCGGUGCUGAUCGGGGGCCACGGGCGGGAGAGCCUGCGCAACGCCCGCGUCCAGGGCCACAACUCCAGCGGCACGCUCAGCAUCCGCGAGACCCCCAUCCUCGACGGCUACGAGUACGACAUCACCGACCUGCGCCACCACCUGCAGCGCGAGUGCAUGAACGGCGGCGAGGACUUCGCCAGCCAGGUCACCCGCACCCUGGACUCGCUGCAGGGCUGCAACGAGAAGGCCAGCAUGGACCUCACGCCAGGGAGUGACAAUGCCAAGCUGUCCCUGAUGAACAAGUACAAGGACAACAUCAUUGCCACCAGCCCUGUGGAUUCCAACCACCAGCAGGCCACCCUGCUGUCCCACACCUCCAGCAGCCAGCGCAAGCGCAUCAACAACAAAGCACGAGCUGGCUCAGCAUUUCUCAACCCUGAGGGGGACUCGGGGACAGAAGCAGACACUGAUCCCCAGCUGACUUUCUACACAGACCCUUCCCGGAGCCGCAGGCGCAGCCGAGUGGGGUCCCCUCGGAGCCCAGUGAACAAGACCACGCUGACCCUCAUCAGUGUGACAAGCUGUGUCAUCAGCCUGGUGUGCUCUUCCCACAUGAGCUGCCCCCUUGUUGUCAAGAUCACCCUCCACGUCCCCGAGCACCUCAUUGCUGAUGGGAGCCGGUUCAUCCUGCUGGAGGGGAGCCAGCUGGAUGCCAGCGACUGGCUCAACCCGGCGCAGGUCGUCCUCUUCUCCCAGCAAAACUCCAGCGGGCCCUGGGCCCUGGACCUCUGCGCCCGGCGCCUCCUGGAUCCCUGUGAGCAUCAGUGUGACCCUGAGACUGGUGAGUGCCUCUGCUACGAAGGCUACAUGAAGGACCCUGUGCAUAAGCACCUCUGCAUUCGGAACGAGUGGGGAACGAACCAGGGGCCUUGGCCAUACACCAUCUUCCAGCGUGGCUUUGACUUGGUGCUGGGCGAGCAGCCGUCCGACAAGAUCUUUCGAUUCACCUACACCUUGGGGGAAGGUAUGUGGCUACCACUGAGCAAGAGCUUCGUCAUCCCACCAGCUGAGCUGGCCAUCAACCCCUCAGCCAAGUGCAAGACUGAUAUGACAGUGAUGGAGGAUGCAGUGGAGGUCAGGGAAGAGCUGAUGACCUCCUCCUCCUUCGACAGCCUGGAGGUCCUCCUUGAUUCCUUUGGCCCUGUGCGUGACUGCUCCCGGGACAAUGGGGGCUGCAGCAAGAACUUCCGCUGCAUCGCGGACCGCAAGCUGGACUCAACAGGCUGUGUGUGCCCAACAGGACUAAGUCCCAUGAAGGAUGGCACGGGCUGCUAUGACCGUCACAUCGGUGUGGACUGCUCAGAUGGCUUCAAUGGGGGCUGUGAGCAGCUGUGCCUGCAGCAGAUGGUCCCCUUGCCUGAGGAGCCUCUGCUCUACAACAUCCUCAUGUUCUGUGGGUGCAUCGAGGACUACAAGCUGGGCACAGAUGGGCGCUCAUGCCAGCUCAUCUCUGAAUCGUGCCCCGAGGCAGGGGACUGCGGCGAGCCCCGCGAGCUGCCCAUGAACCAGACACUCUUUGGGGAGCUCUUCUAUGGCUACAACAACCACUCCAGGGAGGUGGCCACAGGGCAGGUGCUAAAAGGAACGUUCAGGCAGAACAACUUUGCCCGAGGCCUGGAGCAGCAGCUGCCAGAUGGGCUGGUGGUGGCCACAGUGCCCCUGGAGAACCAGUGCCAGGAGGAACUUUCUGACCCCAUGCCUGACCCUGAGUUUCUCACAGGGAUGGUGAACUUCAGUGAGGUGUCUGGGUACCCCCUCUUGCAGCACUGGAAGGUGCAGUCUGUCAUGUACCACGUCCGGCUCAACCAGCUGACCAUCUCCCAGUCCUUCAGCAAUGCACUCCACUCUCUGGAUGGGGCCACUUCCCGUGGAGAUUUCGUGGCGCUGCUGGACCAGUUUGGCAACCACUACAUCCAGGAGGCAGUGUAUGGCUUUGAGGAGUCUUGCUCCAUCUGGUAUCCCAACAGGCAGGUCCAGCGGCAGCUCUGGCUGGAGUAUGAGGACAUCAGCAAAGGCAACUCCCCCUCGGACGAGUCGGAGGAGCGGGAGCGGGACCCCAAGGUGCUCACCUUCCCCGAGUACAUCGCCAGCCUCUCCGAGUCGGGCGCCAAGCGCGUGGCGGCUGGCGUGCGGAUGGAGUGCCAGAGCCGCGGGCGCUGCCCCUCCUCCUGCCCCCUCUGCCACCUCGCCUCUGCUCCCGACGUGCCAGCCGAGCCCAUCCUGCUGGAGGUCACCAAAGCCGCUCCCAUCUACGAGCUGGUCACCAACAACCAGACCCAGCGCCUGCUGCAGGAGGCCACCAUGAGCUCGCUGUGGUGCUCGGGCAGUGGGGACGUCAUUGAGGACUGGUGCCGCUGUGACUCGAGUGCCUUUGGGGCGGAUGGGCUGCCCACCUGCGCGCCUCUCCCGCACCCCAUCCUACGACUCUCCACCGUUCAUGAACCCAGCAGCACGCUGGUGGUGCUGGAGUGGGGGCACUCGGAGCCCCCCAUCGGGGUGCAGAUUGUCGACUACCUCCUCCGACAAGAGAAAGUCACCGACAGAAUGGACCACUCCAAGGUGGAGACAGAGACAGUGCUGAGCUUCGUGGAUGACAUCAUCUCUGGGGCCAAGUCACCCUGUGCCAUGCCGGCCCAAGUGCCUGACAGGCUCUCCUCCACCAUCUCCCUCAUCAUUCGCUGCCUGGAGCCUGACACCACCUACAUGUUCACGCUCUGGGGAGUUGAUAACACAGGAAGACACUCCAGGUCCAGUGAUGUGACUGUCAAGACCCCCUGUCCUGUGGUAGAUGACGUGAAAGCUCAAGAAAUAGCAGACAAGAUCUACAACCUCUUCAAUGGCUACACCAGUGGCAAGGAGCAGCAGACAGCCUACAACACUCUGCUGGACCUGGGUUCCCCCAGCCUGCACCGAGUCCUUUACCACUACAACCAGCACUACGAGAGCUUCGGGGAGUUCACCUGGCGCUGUGAGGAUGAGCUGGGGCCCAGGAAGGCUGGCCUCAUCCUCUCUCAGCUGGGGGACCUCAGCAGCUGGUGCAACGGCCUCCUGCAAGAGCCCAAGAUCAGCCUGCAGCGCUCGUCCCUCAAGUACCUCGCCUGCCGCUACAGCGAGAUCAAGCCCUAUGGGCUCGACUGGUUGGAGCUCAGCCGGGACCUCAAGAAGACGUGCGAGGAGCAGACGCUGAGUGUCCUUUACAAUGACUAUGGGGACAAGGACUACUGAGGGCUGCCCUCAGGCUGGCCUUCCCCUGGGCACUUGCGAGGGUUUUAUACGUGGACCCGUGGAGUGGGGGAGGCUGUGGCUGAUGUCUCUGGAGACAAACGUUUGGACCGGGGAGUGCAAGUGGCUGCUCUGCGCAGGACUGACUCAGUAUUAGUUUCUUCUUUGACUUGGCCAAAAGCCUUUCUAGUUAGAAGUCUUGUGGGACCCAGUUUUCUUGGUUUUUGUUUUACUCAUUUUGCCAAGAGGUUCCUCAGCGCUGGUGGAGAGGGCAGACUGGGAGGGCACAGCCCUCUCCUCCUGCCCCGUCGCUGCCCUGGCUGCGGGGACCAUCCCUGAGGGUGGAGGACACUGGUCACGGGAGAAAGACUGUGGCACAGCCGAGACUGGAGAGCAGGCAGUGCAGGGCUGGGAAGAAGGAGGCAGGGCUUAUGGGUCAGGCUGAGCUGCCAGUGGUCAUGGCUGAGCGAAGCAGCCACUGGGUGGCCAGGAGGGUUGAGCUCGUUUCUGUUUUGCAGCUGGAUGAGGCUUGGUGUCGUUGCAGGGCCCGGCUGGCAUGGUGUCACCACCUGGGGCGAGGAGACAGGGACACGGGUGAGCCCAUCUUCUCAGGUUCUUCUGUCACAGUCAAAGCAAGAUGCAGAGCCCUCCAUAGCAAAGACAGCUUGGCCUGGGGGCUAGUGGUCAGCUGGACAUCCUUAGCUUCCUUUGCAAGGGAUGCCAGCCCUAGGAGGCCAACUUCAAACUCCUUUCCAUCCUUCUUCACUUCACCCACCACGAUAAAAGCUUUGGAGUAACAUCAAACUACUGCUGAGGAGAGCCCCAACCAAGAGAGCAGCACCCAGACUGUGGCUGUCUUCUACAAGGCUGGUUUUGGCACCAGCCAACAGGUAGCUCUGGUGUAGCCCAAGGCCCUGCAUGACGAGGGGAGCAGGAUGUAGCAAAGCCUGCCACGAUGGGACAGGAUGGUCCUGGAGGUCCUGUUCCCAGAGAGGGCUUCAUGACGUGGUGUAGCAGACAGGCUUCUGGGCCCAUUGCUUGCUCAGGCUCACACCUGCUGCUCCCACCAGUGACUUCUUUCUUUAACCCAGAGGACUGGAGUGGCUCUGGGACACUGGGCUUGGCUCAGCACAAACUCUUCCCCUCUUACCACUGUGUUGGAGGCAGCAAACGGCUUCCUUUGAGCUUCAGCUUCCAACCUGCUCUGCAGAGGAGGUAUUUCUGGACCUUCCAGCUGUGCACCUUUGAUCUAGACCAGGAGCCCUACAGAUGGAUUUGGUUUUGCAAUGGCUCUUCAGAGAGAAAUUUCCUCUUAAUAUUUUCAGUCUUGGCAGGAGCAAUCUUCAGCCUGUCUCUUAUGAUUUUCUGUCUCAUUCCUCCUCCUCCCAGCCAAGGACAUGGCUCCAAUGUUUGCAUGGUGCUGAGAAGGUGCUGAGAUUUUCUGUCUCAUUCCUCCUCCUCCCUGCCAAGGACAUGGCUCCAACGUUUGCCUGGUGCUGAGAGGGAGGUGACUGAGCUCUGCGGCCAGUCCUGGCCGACAGUGCUGCCGUACCCUAUUUGCUCAACAGCAGUUCAGCAUCUUCCUGCAGGACCACGGAGUGCUUUGCUCUUCCCUUCUGGUGGGCAGAGCUCUCCUCCAGAAGCAGCUGGUCUGGAUCAAGGAGCUGCUGGGAGCAGCCUGUAGCAGUCAGCAUUACCUUGGUGUCCCUGUGUCUUAUAUGUAAUGGAUGUGUCUAGCAGGGGUCAUCAGGCAGAUGCCUGCUCUUUGUAAGGAGGAAGUCUGCUGGAUUCUUUUGACCUUCCCCCACAUGUUUCUCCUUAUGUUUUGAUGUGCCUGAUGCUGCUGAGGGCUUGGGGCUGGGAGCAAGACCAUUGCCAUCUCCAUGCAGAGUUAUGGGUGGGCAAGUGAGCUGUUGCUCCUUUUCCUUUCAGCCACCGGCAGUCUCGGCCAAGACCCUUUGGUUUACCCUCCUGCUUUUCCCAGGGGACACUGAGACAACUUUUACCUUCCUCCUGGAUGGGCAAAGGGCACCCCCCACUCUGUGCCUCAGAGGGGUGCUUGAAGAAGGGCUGCUCUGGCCCAGACACAAGCUGGUUGCUCACCAAGAAGUACCACUUAGGUGGCCCUUAGCUGAAGCGCAGACUGUUCUCCCUUGGGUAGCAGACUCCUCUCUUCCAUUGCUUGCCAGGUGCCACAGCAGGAGCUGGGGCCAGGAGAACCCUGGACACCCCACAUGGUCACACCUGCCUGCCUAGGUUACUUCUUCAUCCAGCCCCAAGGUUUGUGCUGGAGUUCUGCAGCCGUUUCUGUUCUGCUUCUGCACUUUGUGUUGCAAAGUCCUUGUGUGGCCAACCAAAACCCCGCAGCGGGGCUGGUCUCUGCUCCUUUGGCUCUGGCUUCCCUGUGAGCUGGGGGAUGGACCACUCAGAGAGCAAGGGGACAGCCACAUGUCCACAGCAUCACUGUUGCACUGUUGGAUGGACCUUGGCAUACCUGUACCAAGAUGGACCACACAGUCUACUGGUGGCACUGUGGCCAACCUUGGUGGCCACUGUGAUGUUGCCACCCGCCCUGUGCCAGCAGGUCCCGAUGCUGUGGUACAUCUGUGGGACCAUGUUUACAGUGGCCCUGGAUUUGGGAAGGCUUCCUUCUUGGUUUCCUUGCUCUGGCUUUGCAGCUCAGAAUUUUGCCCACAGUUGGAUUUUCUUGCCAAAAUCCUUCAACUUUCCAAACUUGCUGUAGGGGCCCAGAGCAGAGUGGGGGUUUGCACCACGGCUGAAGACCUGGCCUUGAAGAGGUGUAUUGUAUGGGGCUUGUUCACCCAAAGCAGCUGUGGGCAAGCCCCAAGGUGUGCCUUUCCCUGCAGAGAUGACACCAUCCAUGUCUUGUGUGGGAUCCUACUGUUGGGUCUGCACAGCACUUUCUCUCUUGGACUCCUGGUUCUUCCCACGCUGCUCAAGCACCCAAAAGCUGGGUGAGGACACCAUUUCCCAUCCAUUUCUGCAACCUUCCUUGCCCUCCUGCCCUCUUUUCUUAGAAUGGUAGGGUUGGAAGGGACCUCUGGAGAUCUAGUCCAGCAUCCCUGCUAACUCAGGUACACCUAGCUCACAUUGCACAGGAACAGGACCUGGUAGGUUUUGAGAGUCUCCAGAGGAGACUGGAUAACCUUUCUGGGCAGCCUGUUCCAGUGCUCAGUCACCCUCAAAGUAGUUUCUUCUGAAGUUCAAGUAACACCUCCUGUGUUCUGCUAUGUACCUUACUGCCCUUUGUCUUAUCACUGGCCAUCAAUGGCAAGAUCCCAGCCCCAUCCUCCCAACCUCUCUCCUUUAGCUAUUUACAUGCAUUUAUAAUAUCUCAUCUCAGUCUUCUCUUUUCCAGGCUGAAGAGCCCCACUCUCUGCUUGUAAGAUGCUCCAAUCCCCUCAUCAUUCUCAUGGCCCUCUGUUGGACUGUCCCUCUUGAACUGGAGAGCCUGGAACUGGACUCAGUACUCCAGGUGCAGCCUCAUCAGGGCUGGGCAGAGCAGGAGGAGAACCUGCUGCUUCUUUUAUUUCUGACCUAAUGGGCAAUCAUUCACCUGAGAUGAACCUCUGGGUUGUUCCCUUUUCUUUGCUGCCCUCCUCCCCACCCUGUAAUAGCAUUUCUGCCUUUUUCCUUGUGGUGGAGUUAUUUAACAUAUGAAGAUGGUUCAGUCCUUUUCUUUACAAAGAUGCCUACAGUUCCUGUUCCUUGGUGUUCUUCUAUUAAACCUCUGAUGUGAUGUUUUACUACUGUAGAUUGAAAGUAGGGUGCUUUAGGGAGGGGGGGGUGUGAAGAUGGCAAGAAACACAAACCCCUUCCUGGUGACUUUAAAAGCUUAAAGGGAAACGAAACGGUUUAUCAUCAUCAUCAUCAACAACAACAACAACAGCAGCAGCAACAACAAAAGUCUUUGUGCCACAGUGUCAAACUCCAGAUGAUAAUUCAACUGAGUAUUAAAAGGAGCUGUUAGUAA